Messenger RNA from Neocloeon triangulifer, 1191 nucleotides. RefSeq names its product splicing factor 3B subunit 4 (gene Spx). Gene Ontology annotation, molecular function: RNA binding. Bases 12 to 1112 code for a protein of 366 amino acids. The transcript has 4 exons. The record is from RefSeq and is a predicted model, not a curated record. Gene Ontology annotation, cellular component: U12-type spliceosomal complex; nucleolus. Lineage: Eukaryota; Metazoa; Arthropoda; Insecta; Ephemeroptera; Baetidae. Gene Ontology annotation, biological process: positive regulation of mRNA splicing, via spliceosome.
CAACAACAAAGAUGGCGGCCGGACCGAUUGCAGAACGCAAUCAAGAUGCCACCAUCUACGUUGGAGGUCUGGACGAGAAGGUCUCCGAGGCUCUUUUGUGGGAACUCUUUGUCCAAAGUGGACCCGUUGUCAACGUGCACAUGCCGAAGGACCGCGUCUCCCAAAUGCACCAGGGCUAUGGCUUUGUCGAGUUCAUGGGUGAGGACGACGCCGACUACGCAAUCAAAAUCAUGAACAUGAUUAAAUUGUAUGGAAAACCCAUCAGAGUCAACAAGGCUUCGGCGCAUCAGAAGAACCUGGACGUAGGCGCCAACAUCUUCAUCGGCAACCUUGAUCCCGAGGUGGACGAGAAGUUGCUGUACGACACGUUCUCUGCCUUCGGGGUGAUUCUGCAGACGCCGAAGAUCAUGCGCGACCCUGAGAGUGGAAACUCGAAGGGCUUCGCCUUCAUCAACUUUGCCAGUUUUGAGGCGUCAGACGCGUCCAUCGAGGCGAUGAACGGACAGUACCUGUGCAACCGGCCCAUCUCGGUGUCGUACGCCUUCAAGAAGGACUCCAAGGGCGAGCGACACGGCUCGGCGGCCGAGCGCCUCCUGGCCGCCCAGAACCCUCUCUCGCAGGCCGACCGACCCCAUCAGCUGUUCGCGGACGCGCCGCCUCCUUCGGUGCCGCCCAUCCCAAUCGUGCCGCCUCCACCCCCGAUGACACAUGCCGGGAUCACCAUGGUUCCGCCGCCCCCGCCAGCACCUCCAGCAAACCUGCCGCCUCCACCCCCUGUGCCGCCUCCAAGCGGCAUGCCCAUGGGCAUGGGCCUUGCGCAGCCUCCGCUGCCCCCGAUGCCCCCUCCACCUCAGAGCAGGCCUCCGAUGCCACCAAACAUGCCACCCAUGCCCCCGAACAUGGCCCCUAUGCCUCCAGGUCCGCCCAGGAUGAUGCCUCCGUGGCAGGCGCAAGGCAUGGGCGGCCCGCCGCCGCCUCCUGGGGGCUGGAGACCGCCCCCACCCUUCGCCAGGCCACCUUUCCCGCCUCACGGGCCUCCGCCUCCGCCGCCCCCUCCUACUCGGAUGAUGCGGCCGCCUCCGCCGCCAGAAGAACAGGGUGGUGGUUGGUAAAUCAAUCUGCAUUUCUUUUUAUUUUUUGCGUGUAAAUGACGAGAUUCUGAAUAAAUGGUAUGAUGUAAAUUUGCAGUAA